UUUAUUAUUUAUCCAACUCAAAACCCACAUGCAUAUAUAUGCCAUUAUAUACUCUGUAUUAUUUAUGCUUCAUUAUAAUCCACACUGUUUCAGUUAUGGCUCUGGCUUCUUCUCGUUACCCUCUCCUUACUAUUCCUUCCAUUUCUUCUGGAGUUAAGCUACCAAUAUUCCAACCUUCUGCCACAAUCAGGACCAUUAAUUUACGUGAAUUACCUAAUACUAUUAUUUGCCGUGCUACUGCCGCUGCAAACACCAAAGGAUCGCUUGCCUUCAAUAGGACCCAUUUCCGCAAACCCAAUCUGCAGUCAAAUGGUUUGAAUAUUUUUCAGUUUGAUUUUAAUUAUCUUAUUGUUGUUGUUGUUCUUAUAAGAGGGUAUAAUUGUAAUCUGGAGUUUUAUUAGAGAAUAAUUAUAAAAAAAUGCUUACAAGAGUUGUGUAUUUUGAUUAAAUAUGUAUUCUUCUGUUGUGUAUAACAUUAAUUUACAAAUUAAAAAAAUGCAGGUAAAGUUCAAGAGUUUAGUGUUUAUGAGAUUGAUGAGAAUGAUCGCAACAGCCCUGCCUAUCUCCGGCUUAUGUUCAAUAAAGUCAAUUCUCUAGGUGACAUCGUCUCCUUCACCAAUAAGUUGUACAGCGGUGACAUGCAAACGCGGUUGGGAAUCACAAAUGGUAUAUGCUUUGUGAUCUCUCACAAUGAGGAAAAUAACGGAGACCGUUACGAGGCCGUUUUCAGUUUCUAUUUCGGAGAUUACGGCCAAAUUUCCGUACAGGGGCCGUACCUUACGUAUGAGGACAGCUUCCUCGCUGUCACUGGUGGCUCCGGUAAAUUCCAUGGUGUGACGGGCAAAGUGAAAGUAGAGCAGCUUGCUUUCCCUACCAAGAGA
Messenger RNA from Cuscuta europaea, 881 nucleotides. Lineage: Eukaryota; Viridiplantae; Streptophyta; Magnoliopsida; Solanales; Convolvulaceae. The record is from the annotation of a GenBank genome assembly.